Molecule: messenger RNA, 3806 nt
Organism: Ylistrum balloti
Lineage: Eukaryota; Metazoa; Mollusca; Bivalvia; Pectinida; Pectinidae
Product: AFG3-like protein 2
Exons: 18
Coding region: 86-2473 (795 amino acids)
Biological process (GO): protein-containing complex assembly; mitochondrial protein processing
Cellular component (GO): membrane; m-AAA complex
Molecular function (GO): ATP binding; ATP hydrolysis activity; metalloendopeptidase activity
Source: RefSeq, a predicted model, not a curated record
CAGGCGCCCUUGUUGGUGUCUUGCCUGUCUGAUGUAACCUGGUCCAAGCAUUUAAUCACGAGCGGUGUUUAUUUGGAACGUCAAAAUGUCCCAUCGAUAUAUGGCCGUUGGCCGUAAAGGGCAUGUUCUUCUUCGAAAAGUGUUAUCAUUACGAAGCCCUAAUAAAGAGAUACAAAGGGAAAUAACUCUCCUGUCUAAGGUUCUACAGUCCAAGGAUAUGGAUUCCCUGAUACGACAUUUCAGCUGUACAGUUCUCAGAGCAUCCUCAAAUUCUCCAAAAGGAUUUGAAAAGUUUGACGAGCUCCUUAAAAAGAAAAGGGCAGGAAAAGAGCCAAAGAAAGAAGCAAACAGUCAACAAGAAGAGAAGAUGAAGGAUCCACUUCAGGAAAAGCUUAAAAAUGAAAAACCUAAGGAAGAAGAAAAUGAACCGAAAUGGGGACCUCCGAACGACCCAUGGCAGGACAUGAAAACAGCCUUUAAGAAUGCAACUGAUAAUUUUGAAAAGCAAUCAGGACAAUCAGGAGAUCAAAAAGAUCUGAGGAAUGCAGCAGUGAUCUUUAGUGUGGUCGCCUUUGCUGCCUUGUUGGUUAUGACGGGGCAGCAGAACAAAGAAAUCUCCUACAAGGAAUUUGUCAAUGAUUUCCUCAAAAAAGGAAUGGUGGAAAGCCUAACUGUUGUUAACAAACAAGUAGUGACAGUCAAUUUCAAACCAGGAGUGAUGGAAAGGAAUGUACAGUUCAGAAUAGGAAGUGUUGAUACAUUUGAGAGAGCAUUACAGACUACCCAAGAAGAAUUACAGAUAGAUAAAGCCAACUUUUUGGAUGUGACUUACAAAGAGAAAUCAGAAAUGAGUUUAGUCAGCGUUCUAAUGGGCGUGUACUUCUUAAUGUUGAUUGGAGGAACUAUUUAUAUGAUGCGUAGAUCUGGAAUGGGAGGGAAAGGAGGUGUUGGGGGACCAUUUGGAUAUGGAAAAUCCACAGCUAAGGUCUUCAAGCCAAACUCAAAUGUUGUAGUUAGAUUCAGUGAUGUGGCUGGAUGUGAAGAGGCAAAAUUAGAAAUCAUGGAAUUUGUAAACUUCCUCAAGAACAAGGAUCAAUACCUUAAACUUGGUGCCAAAAUCCCUAAGGGAGCCAUGCUUACUGGACCUCCAGGAACAGGAAAAACACUUCUGGCUAAGGCAACAGCUGGAGAGGCAAAUGUCCCCUUCAUCUCUGUGUCUGGAUCAGAGUUCUUGGAAAUGUUUGUCGGAGUUGGUCCUGCUCGGGUACGAGACAUGUUCAAGGAGGCCAGAAAAAAUGCACCCUGUAUCCUGUUUAUAGAUGAGAUUGAUGCAGUCGGACGAAAAAGAGGCAGGUCAAAUUUCGGAGGCAACAGUGAACAGGAAAAUACACUCAACCAAUUCCUUGUGGAACUUGACGGUUUCAGUUCACAGACCGGGGUAGUGGUCUUGGCUGCGACCAACCGAAUAGACGUCCUAGAUCCUGCCUUACUACGAGCUGGUAGAUUUGACCGACAGAUUUAUAUACCACUACCAGACAUUAAGGGAAGAGCAAAUAUAUUUAAAGUUCAUCUUGGAAGUAUAAAAACAGAACUUGAGAAGGAUGAAAUGGCCAAAAAGUUGGCAGCACUUACUCCAGGUUUUUCUGGUGCUGACAUUGCCAAUGUUUGUAAUGAAUCGGCGCUUAUAGCUGCUCGGGACCUCAAUGAAUCUGUCAUGGCCAACCACUUUGAACAAGCCAUAGAACGAGUAGUCGGAGGUUUGGAAAAGAAAACACAAGUUCUACAGCCGGAGGAGAAGAAGACAGUAGCGUACCAUGAAGCAGGUCAUGCUAUAGCUGGGUGGUUCCUGGAACAUGGUGACCCCCUUCUGAAGGUAUCCAUUAUACCCAGAGGAAAGGGAUUAGGUUAUGCUAUGUACUUACCCCAGGAGCACUACCUAAUGACACAGGAACAGAUGAUUGACAGAAUGUGUACAUUACUUGGUGGAAGAGUUUCGGAGAAAAUCUUCUUUGAUAAGAUUACAUCUGGUGCCCAAGAUGAUCUUCAAAAAGUGACCAAAUUGGCCUAUUCUCAAGUGACACUGCUCGGUAUGAGUGAUAAGAUUGGACAGGUAGCCUUUGAGCAGGAGCAGCAAUCAUUCCAGAAGCCAUACAGUGAAAAAACAGCAAUGAUGAUUGAUGAAGAAGUCCGAGACCUUGUGGCUAAGUGUUAUGAUAGGACCAUGGAACUAUUGACUGAGAAAAAGGAUCUAAUAGACAAGGUUGCCAAAUUGUUGCUAGAAAAAGAAAAGAUCGACAAGGCAGAUAUGGAGUCUAUUUUGGGAAAGAGACCAUUUGCAGAAAAAUCAACUUAUGAAGAGUUUGUGGAGGGUACUGGUUCGAUGGAGGAAGAUACAGUACUACCUAAAGGACUUGAAAGCUGGAAUAAGACUCGUCAAACAACAGACAAACCACUACCAGAACCUGCUGUAUAAUGAAAACAUGACAAAGCUAGUUGUGAGAACUGUGGACAGAUUUAAUUAUCACUAAAGUAUUUGUAUGAGUUUGAUGAAGACAGAGAAGCAAUAUAUUUACUGAAUCAUUAUUUUACUAGUCUGUGACUUGUUAUCAUUGUAGUGAUCUGGUGUUUCAUGUUUGAUAAUAAAUGUUGAACUUCUAUGUGAAAUAUGAAAUGUUACUUCCUAAGAUAAAUUAUUUGCUUAAAUAUUGAUUUGAGGAGAAGAAGGUCAGUUUUACAGAUAACACAAAAGUGUGUUGUCCAGGUAACACAAAAGUGUGUUAUCCAGGUAACACAAAAGUGUGUUAUCCAGGUAACACAAAAGUGUAUUGUCCAGGUAACACAAUUCACAGCUGAUUAUGUAAAUGAUUUUGUUUUUUUUUUCCACUUUACCUGUCAUUAGGUUGUGAUGUUUCAGUACUGUAUGUACAUUGGAUUGAAAUCGGACGGCUGAUGCCUCGGUUUUGAGAUAUGAUUUCCCAGGAAAUGAACAGCAACAUCACAUGUGGAUGUGUACCUAUAGCAUUGAUUAUGGUGUUGUGAUUUGUACUGGAGUUAUGCCCCCUGUUAUGAGGAACAUUGAUAAUAAUCUUGCCCCACAGCUAGUCCCAUUUAUUUCAAUUCAAACAGGCAUCAGCAGCAUUUGACAAAGUUGUUUUUUGAAUAAGGGGUAUUUACCCAAUACUUAACAUGACUUAAAUUUUUGUGGAAACAAACAGAUUAGUAAUUAGCCAUCAGCUUGAAUGUUGAACACUUGAAUUGUCUUCCUAAAGGAAACUGGUCAGAACUAAUUAUCUGAUUUAGUAAUCAUUGUUAUUCUAUAAUCAGGGAAACUUCUGAUACAGUUUAGCUUUCACACUUUAAUUAAGGUGAAAAUGAAAUGGUGAUUGAAGUUUCAAGUUAAAGCUGAAAUAUAUAUUUUUGAAUUUGAAUACUGGUUGAAAACAGAUAUUUCAUGAGUGAAUGUUUCCCCAUAUAGACUAACAACUGUUUAUUUAUAUUGUUUGAAAACAUUUAGUGUCGCAAGCACAACAUUAAAAAUUGGAAUGGUCAUCCUCAAUUAGAAGUAAUCGAUGUCCACUUUGUGGUAAAACUACCAACAGCCUGUAUCCCUACCCUAACUUAGCUUAACCAUUUGCUGAUAUACAGACAAAUUGCUCACAGCUGUAGAGCAUACAACUUGAUGUUGGUAAGAGAUAAUGAUGUGACAGAGUGUUGUUCUGUGACAACAGAGCCUUGUCAUGCUGAUAGCAGUAUUAACUUAUGUGUGAUUUGCUCAGUUACUGCAAAUAAUAAAUGAUCAGGAUUUG